UUGUAGGUUAGGGAUGUUUGUUUACUAACGACAGACGUCAAAAAACGCUCACUUGCUUUUAGUAAAUCGUAAAUUUCUGAGGUGUAUGAUCGCCUUAUGCCUAAAAUCAUUUUAGAAGAAGCAACAAGAAACUAUUAAGUGAAAUCAACGAAUAAGAGAAGUGAUAGAAAACAAUGAAUCCUUUAACAAAUGUUAAAAAUAUUGCGAAACUUGGACAACAAGAACUAGAUGGAAAUUUGAAAACUUCUUGGCAUGAGCAGUACAAAGACAGUGCCUGGGUUUUUGUAGGUGGGCUCCCAUAUAAUUUAACUGAAGGGGAUAUAGUCGCUGUAUUUUCUCAGUAUGGAAAAAUUGUUAAUAUUAACCUUGUACGGGAUAAAAUAACUGGAAAACAAAAGGGUUAUGGGUUUCUUUGUUAUGAAGACCAAAGAAGUACAAUAUUAGCCGUUGAUAAUUUAAAUAGUAUUAAAAUUUUAGGAAGAACAAUUCGAGUGGAUCAUGUUGCGAACUAUAAGGUGCCAAAAGUACCAGAAAAAAAGUCUACCGAACACAGAAGGUCUGACAGAUGAUUAAACAUACCCAAUAUGAAAUGAAUUUUUAAAAACAUCUUUUAACACAAGAAUGUACAUAUAAUUUUAAAUAAAAGUUAUUUUUCUACCUA
This is a messenger RNA of Leptopilina heterotoma, 661 nucleotides long. RefSeq names its product RNA-binding motif protein, X-linked 2-like. Gene Ontology annotation, molecular function: RNA binding. Gene Ontology annotation, cellular component: catalytic step 2 spliceosome; precatalytic spliceosome; U2 snRNP. The transcript is spliced from 4 exons. NCBI's taxonomy places the organism in Eukaryota, Metazoa, Arthropoda, Insecta, Hymenoptera, Figitidae. The record is from RefSeq and is a predicted model, not a curated record. Gene Ontology annotation, biological process: mRNA splicing, via spliceosome. Bases 174 to 569 code for a protein of 131 amino acids.